CAUUUGACAGCAGAAGACAGAAUGUGACUGACUGCUUUUCUAAAGUCUGUUGUUCUUCAUGCCUAUAGCUUUAAACUAAUUAGAUCAUUCUGCUAGGGAACAGGAUCUGCCUAAAUGUUUAUGAGGACAUGGUCCAGGCAGCUUGCUGCUCAAGCUCCAGCAGUAAAGAGGCCAGAGGAUAAAGAGUUUACAUUUCAAUCUGGGAGGAUUGCAAAAGCUGAGGGUGCAGGCUUUCCCACACUUUCAGAGACAUUAGCCAGGGAAUUGCUGUAGACUCUGUUAAUUUGACAGUCUUUCUACCAAACCAGUUUAUACUAAGGAUGAAACCAAGUGGUCAGUGACCAGCAGAUAACAGGAAUCCACAGUGCACUUUCACACUGGCAGAGACUAUGCUCAAGAUUGCAUUUAACAUCUAUCAUGGGAAAGUCUGCAUAAGCAAAGUCGUCCCUAAAAGUGCGUGAGUAAAGGAGAGACCUUAUGAAGAAUUCGUAAGAACAACACGGAGGUUCACCCACUGUAUGGAAAGAUGUGGAGACCAGCUGUAUUGGCUCUGCUAUUGUUCCUCUUCAUAGGAAAACUUUACUGUGAUAGCGGUGAGGCCAAAAAAACUCAAAAAGGGGCAGCUGCCACCAAUGAGGCAUCAGACCAACAUCGCCCGUCCUCCGAAGCACACUCACAGCCAGCUGCACCUACAGGGAAAUGCUCAUAUACAUUUGUGGUUCCCCAACAAAAGAUCACUGGUGCCAUUUGCCUGAGCAGCAAAAGCCUCAUGUCAGAGGACAUCAGUGGCUUGAAUAAAACUGAACUUGCCAAUUUGCGACUGGAGCUGGGGGAGCAACAGAGGCAAAUUGAACAUAUUAAGCAGAUGGUGGAAGUGGAUGGUGGCAUUGUGAAUGAGGUAAAACUGUUGCGCAAAGAGAGCCGUAACAUGAACUCCAGAAUCACGCAGUUGUACACUCAGCUUCUUCAUGAGAUCAUUCAGAAGAAGGAACAAUCGUUAGAGGAAACACAGCUGGAGAACCGUCUUCUCAAUAUCACAGCACAAGUACUCAAGGUGUCCGCCAGCCACCAAGAGCUGGAGCGCAAGUAUGGUGCCAUGAUUUCCCUCAUCAAUAACCAGAGCUUGGCCAUUGCUCGCCUAGAAAAACAGUGCCUCGUCAAUGCAAAUGGUGGGCAGCCACAUCAAGCUCAUCCAGGACAAGCAGAAUCAAAAAACAAAAGUAACAGCCAGGCAGAUACCAGCAACGAGAUUCAGAGAGAUCAGACAGCCACCCUUACCGACAAGCAGCCUCAGCGGGGUCACCACGCCAUUCAGCCUCCCCCUACGUCAGCAGCCAGUUCUCCCACUGAGUCCUACAUCUUUCAUGCAUCUGUAACAAAAACAGCAGGACCAUGGAAGGACUGCCAACAUGCGCAGGAAGACGGACAGACCACAAGUGGAAUUUACCUAAUCCGGCCACGCAAUGUGAAUCAGCUGUUGCAAGUAUGGUGUGAGCAAAGCUAUCAGAAUGGAGGUUGGGCCGUCAUUCAAAAGAGGCAAGAUGGCUCUGUCAACUUCUUCAGAACCUGGGAGCACUACAAGCAAGGAUUUGGAAACAUUGAUGGGGAGUACUGGCUGGGUUUGGACAGCAUCCAUUGGUUGACAACUCAGGAUGACUACAGACUACUGGUCCUCUUGGAAGACUGGAACGGGCGGCAGGUCUAUGCUGAAUAUGACAGCUUUAGAGUGGAAAAUGAGAGGGAACAGUACCGUCUGAGGCUGGGUCAUUACCAGGGGACAGCAGGGGAUUCACUUUCCUGGCACAACAACAAGGCCUUUACGACACUUGACCGGGAUCAUGAUGCUUACACAGGUAACUGUGCCCACUUUCAGAAAGGAGGGUGGUGGUAUCACACAUGUGCCCAUUCCAAUCUGAACGGUGUUUGGUACAAGGGUGGACACUACCGUAGCCGCUACCAAGAUGGAGUCUACUGGGCUGAAUUUCGCGGAGGUUCUUACUCCUUAAGAAAGGUGACAAUGAUGAUAAGGCGUGCCUAAUGACAUAAUAUAUCCCGAAUAAAUGACACAAUGCCACUUCUACCGUCCAAAUGUACUGCAGUAUUACGGAACAGAAUCACUCCACAUUCUUUGUCAGACAGCUGCCAGUUUUGUAAAUAUCUCAUUGAAAUGUAUGUAAUAUUAAUUAUUGCAUGAUUAACAGAUGUGAAAUAACAAGUCGUGCUCAAGUUAUUUUUUUUUCCUGUUAUAAUGAAUCAUUUAAAGAUGCACUUACAGUUGGCUGCUUGUCCAUUCUACAUUCCUGUUAUCAGCCCCAACCACGUCCUCUUCAACGCCUGCUACUAAGCAAUUUUGACGCCCAAGUAACCCCAACACCUUCUACCUUAUCAGAAUGUGCAUCUAUCUGGACAGUUCAAGGCACGUGAGCUUAGAAAGAAUCCACAGGGUCCAAAAAUGUUUCAAGUGUACCGCCACCUUUUAUUUCAAUAAUAAUAAAAAUAUUUCAACAACUUA
Messenger RNA from Erpetoichthys calabaricus (reedfish), 2512 nucleotides. RefSeq names its product angiopoietin-like 6 (gene angptl6). The transcript is spliced from 6 exons. The coding region runs from base 527 to 2038 and encodes 503 amino acids. The record is from RefSeq and is a predicted model, not a curated record. Lineage: Eukaryota; Metazoa; Chordata; Cladistia; Polypteriformes; Polypteridae.